CAUUACGAUUGUCUUCACACCGCACAGAAAGGCUUGCUGGUGCUAGGUUGCUAUGUGUAUCCACGCCACAACAAUUUAAAGCGCACCGCAGGAACACCGGCCCGGGGACGGAGUGGCCAUGGCUGGCAAAUCCAGCGCACUGGCACCGAUCCGGGAUAAAGCCUUCCUGACGUCAGUGUUCGAGUCAAUGGACCGUGACCGUACGGGCUUCAUCAAUGUGUCCGAGUUGCAACGGGCACUCGCCAGCGGCAAUUGGAAGCCGUUUGGCGAGGAGCUCGUGCUCCUCAUGGUCAAAAUUUUCGACCGGGACUUCAGCAACAAGAUUGACUUCGACCAAUUCUGCACCCUCUGGUCGUACAUCACAAACUGGUUCAAUGCCUUCAAGAAGGUCGAUCGCACCAACUGUGGUCGCCUGGACAAGACGGAUCUGCACACGGUCUUUAGCAACCUGGGUCAUCAGGUGUCGCUCAGCCUGUGCCACAUGAUGAUUCGUCGCUUCGAUCAGCAAGGUGAUAACAAGAUAGUGCUUGAAGACUUCCUGCGCCUGUGCGUCAUCAUGCAGGAUGCCACGGAGGAGUUCAAGACAUUCGACCCGGACAAGACGGGAUCGGCCAAGGUCACCUACGACGACUUCCUUUGUAGCACCUUCAUGAUGUGCAAGUGACCUCGCCGAUGCUUUUCACGCACUGGCCGCAAUGAAAGCAAAUUACGCGCGUGGCACCUCGCUGUUGAAGAGGAAUGUAGUAUCGCUGACACCAGAGCGUCCAUCAGUGUACGUUUUCUAUUUGAGCCGAACAAUCGAUUAUGACGUAUAUAUUAACAGUACAUGAGAGAUUAUGCAAAUUCAAAAUCUGUCGAAAAUUCAUUGCGCCAAUAAUUUAUUAAAACGGUUAAAUAUAUAUAUCCUUCCUGAAUUCUA
Rhipicephalus microplus (southern cattle tick) is the source of this 919-nucleotide messenger RNA. RefSeq names its product programmed cell death protein 6. Gene Ontology annotation, molecular function: calcium ion binding. The record is from RefSeq and is a predicted model, not a curated record. Lineage: Eukaryota; Metazoa; Arthropoda; Arachnida; Ixodida; Ixodidae.